Ixodes scapularis (black-legged tick) is the source of this 1658-nucleotide messenger RNA. RefSeq names its product E2F-associated phosphoprotein. NCBI's taxonomy places the organism in Eukaryota, Metazoa, Arthropoda, Arachnida, Ixodida, Ixodidae. Gene Ontology annotation, cellular component: nucleus. Bases 160 to 1044 code for a protein of 294 amino acids. The record is from RefSeq and is a predicted model, not a curated record. Gene Ontology annotation, biological process: positive regulation of cell population proliferation. The transcript has 4 exons.
AACUUUUCAGCGUUCUCAACGUGUCAACAACAUAAAUCCAAGUUCCAAUUCAAUCCAAGCAACAUGGCAGCGGUUGUGUGCUGCAGGUAGCGCGAUCGCAGAUCGCCGAAAUUGUAGGGUGUACGAAUUUGCCUUGGUGUGGUUCUUUUGUAGAUCACCAUGGAGUAUAACGAUUAUCACGUCGAAGACAGUGACGACAGUGACGCUUAUGACAGCGACAGUAGCUCGGAAGAUGCUUUUCAGUCCUACGUGAGGAACAAAUACCUCUCCCAGAAUGCACCCGAAGAGACGUUUGAGAAACAGAUGCAGGACGAGCUCUUGCAAACCUUCAGGGACUUUGAGCAUCGGUAUGUGUUGAACGACGGAGACGCUGAUCGACAAGGCUGCGACGGCAAAGCUGGUACAAAUCGAACUCCAGUCUCAAAAGAUGGGACGGCAGACAACAGCAAAAAAGCUGGCUCCAAAGCCGAUAGCCCCAAAGCGGACGGCCCCAAAGCGGACGGCCCCAAAGCGGACGGCCCCAAAGCGGACGGCUCCAAAGCGGACGGCUCCAAAGCAGACGGCUCAGGAGGAGGCAGCUCCAAAGCCGGCAACACAGAUCCAAGCAACGAUGACCUACUGUAUGACCCAGAAAUGGACGACGAAGACGAGAAGUGGGUGAACGAACAGCGGAGAGUCUGCAUGUUCCCCGACGCUUCAACGUCCAGCAAGGCAGAUGCGGCGAACGGCGUAAGGCCCCUCCCUACCAGCGACGCCGUCCUGAAUUGCCCCGCCUGCAUGAGUGUGCUCUGCCUGGACUGUCAGAGGCACGAGAUCUACAACACCCAGUACCGCGCCAUGUUCGUAAAGAACUGCGUCGUGUCCGACACUGAGGUCCUCAAGUGCCCGCCGUCCCGGUCCAAGCGGAAGAAAAAUGGCGGCGGGGCAGACGACCCCCGCGACCUCUUCCGCCCCGUCCGCUGCAGAGUGUGCAAGACUGAGGUGGCAGUUGUGGACCAGGACGAGGUGUUCCACUUCUUUAACGUCAUUGCCAGCUUCUCGUGAAGUCACAGGGCGUCCCGCCCGUUCAUUUGUAAAUAAGCUCAUAGUAAAGUUGAAGCACAGCACACAGUGUUGCUUUGUUGAACCAAGCGAGGGAUGAAGCCUGUCUGAGCAUGACCAACCUCUUUAAAGCUGGUGCCCAUCCUUGCGGCUGCUUACAGUAGGAGAGGCUAAACACUAGUUUUAUUGGAGUGUGUUCUAUAGGUCGUUUUGUGUCAGCACGAGCGACACGCUGGGAGCGUUGCACCAUGCACUAGCAGAGAAGUUCAUGUUGCGACCCAUAGUCACGUGACCUAAACGUCAAUCCAGUUUCCCAUCAUGUAUAGAGGGCGAAGUAAACGUCACAUGACCAAUAAAAUCAGUCAGUUUCUCUGCAGAACUUAGCGGGGAAAAAAUAGAAAAGUGUGCGGUUUGUGUGGGACACAUUCUGUGCUUCUUGGUCUUCGUCAGCAUGAUCAAGCUUGCCAUUUUUGAGACUCGUACAACUGCUUACGACCAACCAUACUGGUUGGUUGUAAGCAGUCUUAAGAGGCUUAAAGACCAAUUGUGGCAUAGUCAGUCGGAAUCAAAUGCAAGUAUGUGAACCAGCCUUUACGAGCCCCUGCAAUGGUAACAAG